AUGGCGAGCGGAGAUCGUAAGCGCACGCGCCCUCCGUUGACCGGAAAGAAAUGUCCUUCGCGCUUCGUGCCUGCGCCGCCGCGCAAACAGCCCGGCUUGCCUUGGAUGCCCCGCGCAGGCUACAGCAACGAACUAGACAAGGAUAGCGAACUGCUCAGAGCAGCGAAGAACUAUUACCCAGAAGGCGAAAGCCAAGGUGGUUGCAGUGAGUUUCCGCCGCUGAUGCUGCGAAAAUCUUGGACCAGAGGCGUCCCGUACCGGGAUAGCUACGAUCAUGCGAAACCGGUUGAUUCUAUUGGUAAUUGUUAUACCAGUGCCUCAAAAACAAUGAGAACAAUAAAUAUGCCGCCAAAACGAAGGCCACCGCCUCAGCUGUAUGGGCCAAUAGGUCCCAAUGGUGAACUGCAGUUUCCCCCCCUAAAACCGUGGGCCGAAAGAGAGAAGGAACGAUUGGAAGCCUUACAGAAAGAAAAAGACAAAAAUAAACUUCAGAAGGGAUUAGUUUAUUUGGAAGACCUGGUAUCCGGGGCAUACGACAGGCGAAAGGCUGCAGAAGCAGAAGCAAAGAGGAGAAGAAUAGAAAAGAGAAGGAAGGAAAAAGAGGCUGCGGAGUUAGCUGCGCAGGAGGCUUUAAAAAAACAUCUGGCUAAGUUAUCGCUCGCCGAUCCUCGAGAUCCGGACGACCAGAAAUUAGAGCUUAUAAGAGUAACCGAAGAGGAACAUUACAGAUAUAUACAUCCAAAGGAUCUUGAGAGGAUUCAAUACUAUUUGACGACGUCCCUAGUGGGAGAUUUCAUCCCGGAAUUUCCAGAACACCUUUACAAACGAGCGAAACUGCGCGUUGACAAACAGACCGCGGCAAUUAAGAAGCGGUUACUUAUUCUCACUUACCAGGCUUGUGUGAGGCAGAGCGCUGCUGAUAUCAAAGAGUUUUUCGUCAUGGCUAUGAAAAGGUGUCUUCUGAGCUACAUACUGGAGGACCCCGCCGAGAGGAAGCGUCUCCAAAUUGCUUUCUUGCCAACGCUUUGGCCGGCGUUAACGGUGAGGGCGCCAGUGCCGUGGCACACCAGCGCCGUGAGGGCCAAGCAAGCCAUGUCUUAUCGCUACUACGAGGGGAACCCGAUAUUGAUAGAGCUAAAGCGUAUAUGGCAUGAAAAAUAUCAAACUAUGUACAUCUGCGACAUGAACAAGAUGCAAGAAGAAGUUCCCUUCCCACAGUACCCCUCUGACUUCACCGAACGACUGAACAAACUCUGCGCUGAGACUCGUGCGGAGUUGGUGGACAACUGGCUCAUAGACGUCGCCGAUACAAUGGUUAAGAUGCGCAAGCACUGGUCGGUCUACGUCGCCAAAAAAAAGAAGGCUUCCACUUUCCAAGUAGAGGAAUUUUUCAAAUGCAUACACGGACUCAUGUCGAAGCAAGUGAGAGAUCUAGUCGAACGAAGCGUGUUUCAUUUUGCGGAAUACUUCUCCUAUUAUUGGGAAGGUAACGACUACGGUAAAGAAUACCACGAUUACACUUUCAUCAAGAACCCACUCCUGCGCAUCAAGGUGGUAGGUCAAGCUGGAUCCACGCACCUGAACUUUGAACCCACUCUAGAGCAGAUGCGCGUGCUCAUCGUCAAAUGGAUCCACAGUAUCAUCAACGUGAAUAUUCAACUGCCAAGUGUGGAUAACAUUAUGUAUCCGGGAAGCGGCCGGCCCCAACCCUACCUAAUGGCGGUGUACCCGGACGAGCUGUACAUGACCGAAGUGGUGAACAAGUGCACCCGGUACUUCGCGAUCAACCGGCCCGGGCCAAUGAGCUUCCUCAACCGAUACGUAGAGUACAACUACCUGCUGGACGGAACCGCUCAUGAGGACCUGCUCCGUUUCUUCGCUUUGGAACCGCCACCAUAUUUGAAGGACUUCUCCGCGCGCAUCAGGACGUAUGAGAUCCUUCGGGAUGAGAUUCUGUUUCUCCGUCGCGACGUACCCUUGAACAUGGUGAUGUUGGACUGCGGACCGAUCAACGACGUCAUUUGGGACGUAGUCAACGGCCUGAGGCAGUAUAUUGUGGACCAUUUUAUUGCGGUCAAUCGGAAAUGGAACAGAGCGAUUUGCAAUGUGUACGAGGAAAUGGCCGCGCGAGCAUCCGAGAGCCCAGAAACCACGGCCCAGCUUGUUGAGCUGUUGGCCUAUAUCCUGGAGUGCAGGGACUGUUCGCUCUUCGAGUUGCGGGAGAAGUCGCGCACCACAGCCGAGCACGUGCUCUUCCUCAUGGAGCACGCCCAUCUGCAUUUUGAAGAUAUUAACCUCAACACGAGAGUAUUCCUGUGGCCGCUAGACAUGGAAGAUUCGAUAGACCUGACGCUUAAGACUCUAAACACCAAAAAGCUAAUGGCAGAAGAUAAGCUUCGAAGCCGUAAAGCGAUUUUUGAGGAGAAGUUGAAGAAGCACGAAAAGGACUUGGAGCUGUUCAGGAGAUUUGAUCCUCCCUUGCUGAAUUUAGAUUUGUUGAGAGAAGUUGUCGGUAAAGUGGACGAGAUUUAUAAUAAUUUGAUGGGCGAUAAAUAUGAGGCCGAAGACAUAAUAAAUGAGGAGACUCUUCUAGACCAGGAGGUGUCCGUUUACUUCAGCCUGCAGGUUAUGCUGAACAGUGUGGAUCCCUUCCAUAAGUUGUGGCACACAGCAUUUGACUUUUACGACGGCUAUGAGAAGUGGUACCACGGCCCGUUUCUUGGUUUGGACGCCGAACAAAUCUCCGAAGAUGUGGAAGCGUGGUGGAAGUUGCUCUACAAACUUGGCAAACAACUCUUCGAGUACCCAGGUGCUAAGCGCAUUGCGGACAUGGUGCGAAAUAAGGUUGAGAAGUUCAAAGUGUUGCUGCCCGUGCUGUGUGCUAUUUGUAAUAAGGGUAUGCGCGACCGUCACUGGGCCAAGAUCAGCGACCUGGUUGGUGUUGAAGUAAUCCACGGACCCGAAGCGACCCUCGCUGACAUGGUGGAGCAAGGAGUGCACGUAUUCGGUUCCCAGCUUGAAGAGAUCGAGCAGUACGCCUCGAAGGAGUACUCUCUAGAAAAGGCCCUACUAAAGAUGAAGGAAGAAUGGGUCGGUGUUAAGUUUGAAGUUGUGCCGUACAGGGAUACCGGCACAUUUAUUCUUACCGGACUGGAUGAUGUUCAGCAGCAGUUGGACGAUCAUAUCUUAAAGUCUCAGACGAUGCGCGGCUCACCGUAUGUUAAGGCUUUCGAGACGGAUAUGAUCGCUUGGGAGGAGAAGCUUAUCAGCAUGCAGGACAUAUUGGAUCAGUGGUUACAGUGUCAAGCGACGUGGAUGUAUCUCGAACCAAUCUUCUCUUCUGAAGACAUAAUGCGGCAAAUGCCUACCGAGGCACGUAACUUCCGCGACGUGGACAAAGAAUGGCGCACCAUUAUGGCUGCCACCCAGAAGGAACCCAUGGUCUUGCAGGCUACGGACUUUCCAGCUCUUCUCAAAAAAUUGCGUUACAGCAAUGCGUUACUUGAUGAUAUUCAGAGGGGACUUAACGACUAUUUGGAGAAGAAGAGACUAUUCUUCCCCAGAUUCUUCUUCUUGUCUAACGACGAGCUCUUGGAGAUACUAUCAGAGACUAAAGACCCGAUGAGGGUACAGCCACAUCUCAAAAAGUGCUUCGAGGGCAUUUACACUCUGGAAUUCAACGCGGCUGGUGAGAUUACCGGCAUGGCCUCCGCUGAGGGCGAGGUCGUCGGUUUAUCCACUAGCAUACAGCCCGCAGAUGCUAAGGGCAUGGUGGAACGUUGGCUACAGCAACUGGAGCAACAAAUGAUAGUGAGCCUCCGCGACGUGUCGUCAGAGGCGAUAACGGCAUACGCGACUACGGAGCGAACGGAGUGGGUACUGUGCUGGCCGGGACAAAUUGUGCAGGCUGGAUCCUGCGUCCAGUACACCACCGAGGCUAUAGAAGCUAUUAAGAAUGCGAGCCUCCCCGAACUGAUAGCCCACAGCACGGAGCAGAUCACUGGCUUAGUGUACUUAGUUCAGGGAGAGCUGGACCCGGGAAACAGGAUUACGGUGGAGGCGCUCAUUGUAUUGGAUGUUCACGGUCGGUCAAUCUUAGAGGAGAUGGAACAGCAUGGCGUGAUGGAAAUAACAGACUUCAACUGGAUCUCCCAACUGCGAUACUAUUGGCGCGGAGACCGCAUCAUGUGUUCUAUGAUCACCACUGACGUGGAGUACGGGUUCGAAUACCUGGGCAAUACAGGUCGACUAGUAGCGACCCCACUUACGGAUAGAUGUUACAGGACACUCAUGAGCGCAUUAAAGCUGAAUCUAGGCGGAGCCCCGGAAGGUCCAGCCGGCACCGGGAAGACGGAGACCACAAAAGAUUUGGCCAAAGCCGUCGCAAAGAAGUGCGUGGUGUUUAACUGUUCCGACGGUCUGGACUAUAAAGCGCUAGGCAAAUUCUUUAAGGGUUUGGCUCAAUCUGGUGCUUGGGCCUGUUUCGACGAGUUCAACCGUAUCGAGUUGGAAGUACUAUCGGUGGUGGCUCAGCAGAUUCUCUCCAUCCAACUGGCUAUCUUGCGUCGUGAUAAACGAUUCAUAUUUGAAGGCACGGAAAUUAGUCUCAAUCCGACAUGUUCUGUAUUCAUUACAAUGAACCCUGGAUACGCCGGUCGUACUGAGUUGCCGGAUAAUUUGAAGGUGCUGUUCCGAACCGUGGCCAUGAUGGUACCGGAUUAUGCUAUGAUUGGCGAAAUCACUCUUUACUCCAACGGAUUCGUCAACGCUGGCCCAUUAGCUCGUAAGAUAGUCCAAGCGUACAAGCUGUGUUCGGAGCAGUUAUCCUCGCAGAACCACUACGACUAUGGGAUGCGCGCCGUAAAGUCGGUUCUGUUAGCCUCCGGAGCGCUAAAGAAGAACUACCCGGAGAAAGAUGAGUCUCAGCUGGUGCUAAGAGCUAUUAUUGAUGUCAAUAUGCCAAAGUUUUUAUCACAAGACGUACCUUUAUUCAUGGGCAUAUACUCCGAUUUGUUCCCUGGAGUGGAGAUUCCGCAGCCAGACCGCGCGGAGUUGCUCAAAUGCAUCAAUAAAGAGUUGGAGAAGCGGAAUCUUCAACCCACUGAUUGGUAUCUGGAGAAAAUUAUUCAGAUCUACGAAAUGAUGCUUGUACGACACGGUUUCAUGGUGGUGGGGCCGCCCAUGGGGGGUAAGACCCAAGCCUACCAGACCCUCGCGGAUUCACUGAGAGCUCUGCAACUGAUGAAACCACCACCCAGGCACAAGGAAUUCGGGGCAAUUUAUCGAAUUCUUAAUCCUAAGGCGAUUACCAUGGGCCAACUGUAUGGGUGUUUUGAUCCAGCUUCUCACGAAUGGUCUGAUGGAGUGCUGGCCAUAGCGUUCCGUGAAUACGCGAUGUCCAUAACGCGAGACCGCAAGUGGAUCCUGUUCGAUGGGCCGGUGGAUGCCGUCUGGAUCGAGAACAUGAACACUGUCCUGGAUGACAACAAGAAGCUGUGUUUGAUGAGUGGAGAGAUUAUUCAGAUGACAAACAAAAUGAACCUGAUCUUCGAACCGGCUGACCUGGAGUUCGCGUCGCCGGCUACAGUCUCUCGAUGUGGGAUGAUCUACAUGGAGCCAGAACAAUUAGGGUGGCGUGCAUUCCUUAAGUCUUACAACACCCAUCUCAGCAAGCGGCUCAUCCCAGAACAGUUCGACCUUAUCCAGGAGUUAAUAGAUUGGCUGGUUCCUCCUCUGUUCGAGUUUAUUCUCACGCGUUGUUCACACUUCGUGCACGUGGGAGAAAUACAUCAGUUCUUUUCUUUCACUCGUCUCUUUACGUGCUUGUUGGAGGGCGAGUCUCAGUUCAGUACGAUCUGGCUUCAGUGCACGUUCGUCUUUGCGUUACUCUGGGGAAUUGCUCCUACCCUUAACGGAGAAAGUCGCAAAACCUUCGAUUCAUUCUUCCGCAAACUGCUGGAUGGCAGCAACGCGGCGUACCCGAAGCCAAAGUCGUUCAAAUUGACAAAGAAUCAGCUCUUCCAAGACAAAGAUACUGUGUACGAUUACGUGUAUGACAAACGAAACGGUGGCACCUGGAUACCUUGGGUAGACUUGGAGAAGGAGGUGCCCUUGCCAGCUACGGCUAAGGUAAACGACCUAAUUAUCCUCACAAAUGAGAAUGCGUGUCUCCGCUUUUUCGUGUCAAAAAUGGUGAAGUCCAAGAUUCCGAUCCUGCUCGUUGGCCCGACAGGAACGGGCAAGUCGUCACUGGUGCUCAAUUUUCUUUUGUCCCUGCCCAAGGAGAAGUACAUCACAAAUACUAUAAACUUCUCCGCUAGGACCACCGCUAACCAGACGCAAGAUAUUAUAAUGUCUAAAGUCGAUCGAAGGAGAAAAGGUGUCUUUGGUCCCUCUAUGGGUAAAAAGUGUGUGUUAUUUGUGGAUGAUCUCAGCAUGCCCCAAAAGGAACAGUGGGGUGCGCAGCCUCCUUUGGAGCUGCUUCGGCAGUGGAUCGACCACGGACAUUGGUACGAUCUGAAAGAAAUGGUGCGACAAGAACUAGUCGACGUGCUCUUCGUAUCAGCGAUGCUUCCCCCCGGAGGUGGCUCCAACCUAAUUUCGUCUCGGCUCACUCGUCAUACGGUGCUUAUUACCCUCGACUCGUUCGAAGACAACACCCUCAACAAGAUCUUCUGCACUAUUAUGGAUUGGCACUUUGCUAAGGGAUUCACCGAUACCCUUGCUAGGCAAAGUAAGUCGGUGGUUGGAGCCACCAUGGAAGUCUACAAGGCGGUGACCCUCCAGUUCUUGCCGACACCCAGCAAAUGCCACUAUCUCUUCAACCUUCGGGACUUUGCGCGGGUUAUUAAAGGUGUCCUUCUGGUGCCUUCCACGCACAUGAAAGACGUCAACAAGCUAGUGUUGCUCUGGAUACAUGAGACUUACCGGGUCUUCUAUGAUCGUCUGGUUGAUGAUAGUGAUAGACUGAAGCUAUUCGAUGUGGUGUACAAAGCAGUGUACGGCAAUUACCGCGUGCAUAUGGACCAAGUCCUCACUGAGACCGGUUACGUGCCAGAGGGGGAGAAAUGCGGUAACAGGCACGCGGCCAACAUAUUCUUUGGCAACUAUAUGGAACCUGAUGCUGACCCAAAGAUAUACGACCAGGUUAUGGACUUGGAUGACAUGUCCGUGAAGAUGGAGUACUAUUUGGAAGAGUACAACGUGGUCUCCUCGUCCCCGAUGUCGCUGGUCAUGUUUCGUUACGCGCUGGACCACAUUUCACGGUGUACUCGUGUGCUGCUGCAAGAUAAUGGUAAUUUGCUUCUAGUAGGAGUCGGUGGAAGUGGGAGAAGCAGCGCUGUGAAAUUAGCUGCGAGCAUUCUCGAGAUGAAUGUCAUACAGAUUGAAAUAUCCCGCGUGUACGGACAAAACGAGUGGAGAGAUGACCUUCGGAGAAUGUUGAUGAAGGCCGGAAUCAUCGGAAAGCCAAUCGUCUUCCUGUUUGCUGACAAUCAGAUAAUGUACGAAGGUAUGGUGGAGGACAUCAACAUGCUACUGAACACGGGAGACAUUCCAAACUUGUACGGAAUGGACGAGAAGGUGGAAAUACUCGACAAGAUGCAGGCGGCUGUUAGGGAAUCGGGAAAGAAAAUAGAGACCACCCCGCUGGCGAUGUUCGGUUUCUACGUGGAGCGGGUGAAGGCCAACUUGCGGAUCGUUCUCGCCAUGUCCCCGAUAGGGGACUCUUUCAGGAAUCGACUCAGGAUGUUCCCGUCCCUCAUCAACUGCGCUACGAUUGACUGGUUCACUUCUUGGCCACCAGAGGCGCUCGAGCGUGUGGCCUCUAUGUUUAUAGCAAAGAUGGAAAACGUAGAGGACGAGCUGCGAGCUGCGUGCGUCGAAAUGUGCCAGCUAUUUCACAUGAGCGUGGUUGCAUUGAGCGACAGAUUCUACUCGGAACAGAAACGCAAAGUGUACGUUACUCCAACUAGCUACUUAGAACUCAUUAAAGCGUUUCAGAAUCUCUACGCUUUGAAAGUUGAUCAAAUCACUAAGGCCAGAAUAAGAUAUGAGACAGGUCUAGAACAACUGGAGUUCGCUGCGGGUCAGGUGGCGGUGAUGCAGCAGAACUUAAUCGAUUUGCAACCGUUGCUUGUGGAAACGUCAGAUAAAACCGAAAAGCUUAUGAUUAAGAUUGAACAGGACACCGUUGUUGUCGAGAGGCAAAAAGAGAUAGUAGGAGCAGACGAAGCUCUGGCCAAUGAGGCAGCUGCAGCUGCUCAGGCGAUCAAAGAUGAUUGCGAAUCUGAUCUUGCCGAAGCAGUCCCGGCGUUACAAGCGGCUUUAGACGCUCUUAAUACUCUGAAACCCGCUGAUAUCACUCUGGUCAAAUCUAUGAAAAAUCCGCCGGCUGGAGUCAAGCUCGUGAUGGAAGCCGUCUGCGUAAUGAAAGGAAUCAAGGGUGAUAGAAAAAUGGAUGCCAAUGGUAAACCCUUCGAAGACUUUUGGGGACCGUCACAAAAAAUGUUGGGAGACAUGAAGUUUCUGGAAAGUCUUAAAAAUUACGACAAGGACAACAUUCACCCGACUAUUAUGAAGAAAAUAAGAGACAAGUAUAUCCCCGACCGUGAAUUCGACCCCGCAGUUAUAGCGAAGGUAUCCUCCGCUUGUGAAGGGCUCUGCAAGUGGGUCCGAGCUAUGGACGUCUACGACAGAGUGAUCAAGGUGGUAGCACCCAAGAAAGCGGCCUUAGCUGAAGCGGAAUCAGAACUCCAAAUGCAGAUGAAUACCCUCAACGAAAAGAGGGCUCAGCUCCAAAGCGUACUUGAUAAGUUGCAGGCGUUGAACGACGAAUUCGCGGAGAUGACUCGUAAGAAGAAAGGCUUGGAAGACGAAAUAGAUUUGUGUUCCACCAAGCUGUCGAGAGCCGAGCAGCUCAUCGGCGGACUCGGUGGGGAGAAAGCGAGAUGGACAGAUUUAGCGUUACAACUUCAGAAUUUACUUGACAAUAUAAUUGGCGAUGUACUGCUUUCUGCUGGAUUUAUCGCAUACUUGGGACCAUACAUAGUGAACUAUAGGAGAGAGAUUAUACACAUGUGGAACAAACGCACCGUGGAAUUGCAAAUCCCCUGUUCGGAGACAUUUUCUUUAAUAACAACCCUCGGUGAGCCGGUGGUCAUACGCGCCUGGAACAUCGCUGGGUUGCCUGUCGACGCCUUCUCCAUUGAGAACGGCAUCAUUGUCGAGAAGUCCAGACGAUGGCCGCUCAUGAUCGACCCCCAAGAGCAAGCAAACAAAUGGGUGAAGAAUAUGGAGAGAGACAACCAGCUCAAAGUGAUUAAACUGACGGAUCCGAAUUACGUUCGCGUAAUGGAGAACGCGAUCCAGAUGGGAUUGCCAGUCAUACUCGAGAACAUCCGGGAGCAUUUGGACGCUGUGCUGGAGCCAGUUUUAUUGAGGAACGUGUUCAGGUCAGCUGGCAUAGACUGCCUGAAGCUGGGUGACAACGUUUUAGAAUACAACCACAACUUUCGAUUCUACAUCACCACGAGGCUCGGCAAUCCCCACUAUCUACCAGAAAUUGCUGUCAAGGUCACAAUGCUUAACUUCAUGAUAACCCCGCAAGGAUUACAAGAUCAGCUGCUGGGUAUAGUAGUGGCGCAAGAUCGACCCGAAUUAGAGUUGAAGAAGAAUCAACUCAUCGUGGAGGGAGCUAAUAAUAAGAGAACGCUUAAAGAAAUUGAGGAUAAGAUUCUGGAGGUGCUGUCGUCCGCUGGCAACAUUCUAGAAGACGAAUCGGCCAAUCAGAUCCUUUCUUCUUCGAAAGUUCUCUCGAUAGAAAUAGAAGCCAAACAGGCGUCGGCCGCCGUCACGGAGAAGGAGAUUGACGAAGCGCGACUGCUCUACGUGCCCGUCUCCAAACAUAGUUCCGUUCUCUUCUUCUGCAUUUCAGAUCUAUCCAAUAUCGACCCUAUGUAUCAAUACUCGUUGAAUUGGUUUAUUAACCUCUACAACCAAGCCAUAGUGAAUUCACCGAAGAGCGACAUACUGGACGAGCGGUUGGAAGGACUCAACGCGUUCUUCACCAAGAGCAUCUACGAGAACGUCUGCCGGAGUCUGUUCGAAAAGGAUAAGCUCAUCUUCUCUCUCGUUCUGACGCUUGGGAUACUACGCGCUAGAGGCCAAAUUGACGAUGACCUGGUGUCAUUUCUGCUAACCGGGGGCGUAGCUUUGGAGAACCCUUACGAGAAUCCCGCUUCCGCUUGGCUGACGGACAAGGCCUGGUCGGAAAUCGUGCGUAGUAGUAACCUCAAUGGACUACGUGGCUUCAAAGAGAAUUUCGAGUCUAACGUCCCUGCAUGGAAGGAGUUCUACGAUCUGUCAGCGCCCCAUGAGACUUCCUUUCCGCAUCCUUACGAGGAAAUUCGGGGCAUUCCUAAGCUGAUCAUGCUACGAUGCAUUCGUCCGGAUAAGCUGAUCCCUCUCGUCCAACAGUAUGUUGUUGAGGAAAUGGGACGCGUCUACAUCGAACCCCCUCCUUUCGACCUAGAGAAAUCCUACAACGACAGCAACUGCUGCUCCCCGCUGAUCUUCAUCUUGUCUCCUGGAUCCGAUCCGAUGUCUGGGCUGGUCAAGUUCUCCAUGGAAAGGAAAGUGGUCAGCUUCGAGACGAUCUCGCUUGGGCAAGGACAGGGCCCCAUAGCUGCCAAUAUGAUCAACACUGCGAUAGUGUCGGGAGGCUGGGUGGUGCUGCAGAAUUGCCACGUGAUGGACUCAUGGAUGGGAGAGUUGGAGAGAAUCUGCGCUGAAGUCAUCAUCCCGCAGACCACUCACAAAGAGUUUCGAUGCUGGCUCACCUCGUACCCCAGUCGGGCAUUUCCCGUCACCGUUUUACAGAAUGGUGUUAAGAUGACGAACGAGGCCCCAAAAGGUCUUAAGAACAACAUCUACCGCUCGUACAUCUCCGACCCGAUCUGCGAUCCGGAGUUUUAUAUCUCGUGUCCUCGCACAGAGGAAUGGAGGCGUUUACUUUUCGCUCUGUGCUUCUUCCACGCGAUUGUGCAAGAGCGUCGCGCUUUCGGACCACUCGGCUGGAACAUCCAGUAUGAGUUUAAUGAGAGCGAUCUUCGAAUAUGCAUAAUGCAGCUGCAGAUGUUUCUCACGGAAUAUGCGGAGACGCCGUUGGAGGCGCUCAACUAUCUCGCAGGCGAAUGCAACUACGGCGGGCGUGUAACGGACGACAAGGACAGACGGCUCAUUAUGUCUCUCUUGUCUAUAUUCUACAAUGAAGAGGUUACAGCAGAUCCAGAGUAUUCUUUUUCUCCGAGUGGCGAAUACCGAAUGCCUGCUAGCAUGGACUACAACAGUGUGUUAGAGCAUAUUCGCGCGCUGCCCAUGAUCGCGAAGCCCGAGGUCUUCGGUUUGCAUGAAAAUGCAGAUAUCACAAAAGACAAUAAGGAAACAGCUGCGUUGCUCUUCGGCUGUCUGCUCACCCAGACGUCCAUAACAUCUGGCGGGGGUGGGGGUGAGGGCGGUGAAGGUGGAGGAGUGGUAGAGUUGACCCGCGACAUGAAGUCUCGUCUGCCGCCGCCCUUCGACGUCUUCGAAGUUUCUCAACGAUAUCCUGUGCAGUACUAUAACAGCAUGAACACUGAGCUGAUCCGCUACAAUCGUCUUUUGGCCGUCGUAGCGCGAACACUCCACGGCGUGCAUCUCGCUGCCCAAGGUCUGGCCAUCAUGAGCGCCGAGCUAGAGGGCUGUAACAAUGCCUUUGUGAAGGGAAUAGUACCGGGCGCCUGGAUGUCCAAAUCCUACCCAUCCAUGAAGCCCUUGGGCUCCUAUGUGGCUGAUUUUUUGGCGAGGUGA
Leptosia nina is the source of this 11847-nucleotide messenger RNA. Lineage: Eukaryota; Metazoa; Arthropoda; Insecta; Lepidoptera; Pieridae. The record is from the annotation of a GenBank genome assembly.